CUUCGUUAACUGGCCAAAAGUUGCCUUAGAGAGGCCGUCGUUAAUUAUUAGCCAAACACUUGGGAAAUCGUGCAGUGUUUCUUCAAAGCCUGGGUGGCUUGUGAUUUCGGGUAGCCCUCUUCAGAAAGAGGGUUUGGUUUCGCCGGCCUCAGGUGCAGUGUUUUGUCCAUGUGUGUAAGCAAAAGCUGACUGACUGAUUUUUCUUUCCCUGAGCAGCUGAAAGCUGAUGUGGUUCCAAAGACAGCGGAAAAUUUUAGAGCUCUUUGUACUGGUGAGAAAGGUUUUGGGUAUAAAGGAUCCACGUUUCACAGAGUGAUUCCUUCGUUUAUGUGCCAGGGUGGUGACUUUACAAACCAUAAUGGGACAGGUGGAAAAUCCAUUUAUGGCAGCAGAUUUCAAGAUGAAAAUUUCCUACUUAAGCACGUAGGACCUGGUGUUCUUUCAAUGGCCAACGCAGGACCCAACACAAAUGGAUCUCAGUUCUUUAUUUGCACUGCAAAAACUGACUGGCUAGAUGGCAAACAUGUUGUUUUUGGGCAUGUAAAGGAAGGAAUGGAUGUUGUGAAAAAAAUUGAGAGCUUUGGCUCCAAAAGUGGAAAGACCUCCAAAAAGAUUGUCAUAACUGACUGCGGCCAGCUGUCGUAACCUGUUGCCUACCAUUCAGGACAACUUAGAUACUGUGAAAAAUGAAUCGUAAAAAAGCAUUUCUGAUCCCAUAAGCAGCAUCUUUGGGGCUGUUUAACUUGGGAUUUUUUUUAAACAUGUAACUGGGCUAUUUAACUUGGUCCUGCUUUUAUACUUCUAUUGAAUUUUACUGAUUUAAACCAAUAACCAAAACACAUUUUAACUGAGCCACUUUGGUAGUGAUUGCUGCACAGAUUUGAUAGCCCUAUUGCAUUUUGAAAGAAGUGCAGUUACCGGACGCAUAUGCAAAUACAGUGUCAGUAUCACUCUUAGUAUUUGGAUGAUUCAGAUGUUGGAAUCAGCGGUGGAGCUGGCAACUACGUGUAACUGGUCAACAUAAAUUGAGAAGUGGCAUGUUUCCUUUGGUGCUAAUAAAUACCUAUUCUGCUGUAUGUCUCAUAUUGGAAAAUUAUGUUGGCUAGUGUUCUCAAGGCUAUUU
Struthio camelus australis is the source of this 1123-nucleotide messenger RNA. Lineage: Eukaryota; Metazoa; Chordata; Aves; Struthioniformes; Struthionidae. The record is from RefSeq and is a predicted model, not a curated record.